AUGGAUACGGAGUCGAACAUUGAGACGAAUUUACGUCCGAUCGUGGAGCCGUUGCAACAGCUGAUUCAAAAUACAGCUACGGAAGCGAAUAAUAAUACGCCGAUCGUGGAUCGGUCGUCGGAUCCACAAACGCAGUCGCUGUUCUCUACGAAGAAGGUGGAGAGAAAAUGGAACAAAAAGAAGAAGAAGAGGAAGCAUGACGAAGCAGCUUUAACGCCAAGGAUGCAUUUGAAGAAGAAAAAGAAAAUAUAUUCCUCUGUUCCUACCAACGAUGACAUCGACUAUGUGUUGUACGACAACGAUGACGAUGACGAUGGCAACAACGGUGGCAACAGUGACGAUAACGAGGCAGGUGGCAAUAAGGCGCUCGAACCGAUACCUACGAUACUUUCGGCGCAACAGGAGAAAGCUUUCGAAUCGUCUCCAAUGGCAACAGCAUCGUUGGAAUCAUCGGUGCGAAACAUUUUGAAAAGUCCUGAAACGCAUCGCGACGAAUACGAACAUUUGUUCAACAAUCUUGGACCUUUAGCGAGCAAAUACUUGCACAAUUUCUUUAGCGGACCACCGAAAAAUUUGGACAACGUAUACAGAGUGUAUUUUCACAAUAACAAACUGAUGCUUGGAAACACCACGUUUGAUGUUGAAAGCAACGGCGAUAUCGUUAUCAAUAAAAUUAGGUACAAGGGAACUUCAGGUCUCUACGAAUUGAUAAUCAAAAGAAUACCCGACGAGAACCUGUACACCGAGACCGAUAAGAAUAUUUACAGAAACAUUCUCAUCGCUACGCGCGCCAAUCAACGAGGUAACCAGAUAAUGGGGAAUAAAAGUUACAAGUACAAAAAUAUCAUAGGACCGAUGUUUUCGACGUUGCGCGGAAAGGGUAUACAAAUUCCAACGAUGAUGCGUGUAACCAACAAUCUGAUCGAUUACGUGCAUUGGGACGAUCCCAACGAGCUGGUGGAUCGUUUGAAAUUGUUGAUGGCAUCGAAAAAUACCGGGCACACUGUAAUGAAUGAAAUGCCUGUUGAUAAAUUUAACAGAUGGUUCGAUAGAACGAGCAUUCGCUGGAAUUGCUGCGAAACCAAUCAAACGAUAUCCGUGGACAAAAAUUGGAACGAUACAUUUACAAAUAUUGAGUUGAGACUCGACCACGUUUGUCAACAAAUACAUCAGAUUAAACAACAACAACAUGAGCUGCUCGAAAUAUCGUCGAAAGAGCAGAAGAUAAUGAUUGAACCGAAAAACGAGAACAAUUUUGCGGCAGCAGCAGCAACUGAAGAAACCUCGGUAGCAUAA
This is a messenger RNA of Megalopta genalis, 1296 nucleotides long. Lineage: Eukaryota; Metazoa; Arthropoda; Insecta; Hymenoptera; Halictidae. The record is from RefSeq and is a predicted model, not a curated record.